Molecule: messenger RNA, 2203 nt
Organism: Dreissena polymorpha
Lineage: Eukaryota; Metazoa; Mollusca; Bivalvia; Myida; Dreissenidae
Product: calcineurin B homologous protein 1-like
Exons: 7
Coding region: 163-735 (190 amino acids)
Molecular function (GO): calcium ion binding
Source: RefSeq, a predicted model, not a curated record
UCUCUGCUACUUUGACCUUCACCUUGUUGGACCAGAUUUUUCCACAUCCAAUUUCCGUGAAAGCGGACCCUUUCAGCAGUCAGUGAGUGAUCUAGUUUAUAUCGUGAAACACGCAUCUCGGACUGUUGUUGGGUAGAGUAAAAUUUGAAAAAUUGUAUCGAAAUGGGUAAUAAAGCAUCAAUGCAGCUUCAACAAGAAGAAAUAACGGAUAUUCAGACAGAGACAGGAUUUUCCUCCAAUCAGAUUGUUCGGUUGUACAGUCGUUUUACAAGACUUGAUAAAAACAACAGGGGUGUUCUCACACGUGAGGACUUCCUACGUAUUCCUGAGCUGGCCAUCAAUCCACUUGGGGACAGGAUCGUUCAUUCCUUCUUCCUUGAGAGCCAAUGUGAGACAGUAAACUUCAAGCAGUUCAUGAGUGUACUCGCUAGAUUCCGACCCACAAAGUCAAAAGAAAUCAAGAAUAAGCUGAACACAAGAGAGGAGAAACUGAAAUUUGCAUUCAGGAUGUAUGACUUGGACUGUGAUCAGAAGAUUUCCAGAGACGAGUUGCUGGCUGUCCUUCACAUGAUGGUGGGAGACAACAUCUCUGAGGAACAGCUGAACAGUAUUGCGGACAGGACGAUCGCUGAAGCAGAUGAGGAUGGAGACCGCAUGAUCUCGUUUGAGGAGUUUAAGAAGGUUAUGGAGCGUGUGGAUGUUGAACAGAAAAUGAGUAUACGAUUCCUGAACUAGACUCAGGCAGGACACCUCAGUACAAACCAAGAAACAAAGAAAUGUGGUUAUAGAUCUUCCACAAGACAUCAGAGUUUAUACAAAGAAAUAUUUUAUGACUUUAACAGAAAGGAGACAUCUAUCAUUUUAACAUUUCACUGUGAAUACAAGAGAUCAUAAUAAGUAGUUCUUUGCAAAACGGUAUUUGUUGUGUAAAUAGAAGUUUCCAUAUGGAUCUAUGCCACAUUAUAAUCACAAGUGAUUGGCAUGGAAAAUGUUGUGAAGUACUUUCUGAACAUAUUUAACAGAAAACAAUGAAAUCCUACAGAUACGAAUGUGUGAUAAUCCGUUAGUCUUUAAUUUCAGUGAAAUAGUUCUUUUAUUAAUCAGAUUUAAAUCGGGCACUUAUGAAAGUUUAUGUUUUUAUGGUGAAUUGCUAGUAUUUUAUUUGUGUUCAGCAUGUGUAAAUAGGAUUCAUAAGUUUUCAAAUGGUUGCAAAUUAAUUGAUACAAUCAUUUCCACAAGGGUGUCAAUUAUUGUAAAAGUUCAUUUAAAAUUGUAUAUACCUAUGCCAAUUCAUGAUUUUAUGAUAUUUUUAAUCUUGUGAUAUGUUUAGUUUUUGGAAAUAAAAUAACUUUUCUGUCCAUAUCUGUCAGAGGAUAUUCUCUGGGCCCUCUUGUUCUUAAAUGCCAUCUUUGGUGAAAGAAAUGGAAUGUGAUUGAGCUGGACUCAGGGAACUUAUAUUUUAUAAUGCACAUUUAUCUGAUUAUCAUUGGUCUAUCUGAUUACUUUCAAAAUGAGAGUAAUAUAAUUUUCCUAGUUUCAUAAUGGAUUAUUCUACUAAUGGCAGACUGAACAGGUUCAUCUGGGAUGACAGCUCUUGCAUUGAGCCUAAUAUCCCAGAGUGUGGCUCAAUCCUUCACUGUCUGCAUGACGAAUGACAUUACUUUCUGAAUGAAUGAAGCAAACAUUGCCAUAGGGGUCAUUUUAAUGGCUGCUUUUUUAUCCAGCAUUUUUGCAUUCUGCCAAUAAUUAGUGAAUUUAAAAUUCACAUGUGAAUCAGUAAAUAACUAACAUUUUUGGAGAUGGAUAAAGAUGCAAGUGCUCAUCUGAAAUAAUCAAUUAUCAGGUACAGAGUUUAAUGGACCCAGUGAUCCUCAAGUCUAACAUCAUUACCCAAUAGGCAUUUGUGAAGCAUAAUAUGGUGUCCAUAAAUCCUUCCGUAUUUUAUAAGUUAAAUAUUCAAGAUUUCAUUUCCCAUACAAUCAAAUCUAUUGUAUUAUUAUAUUGAAAUAUUAACCAAGAUUUGUUUGGUGUUUACAUAUUUUCCAUGCAUUUUAAACUUUCUGUGUUUUACUAUUAACUCGCUUGAUUUCACAUGUUUAUUUUGUGAUAUUUUUAUUGACAUAUUGUAUAUGACUUCAUUCAUAUAUCAUGCUUUUUUGCAGUGCAUGUACAUGGAUGUUAAUAAAACUCAACAGAAAACUGA